AUGCUGAGUCUCGAUUUCCUGAUUCUCAUUUCACCGCACUGGUGAGUCAUUUUAUAAUUUACUGACUCAUUUGGUGUCCUCACGAUCGCAUAACACUUUUUUUUGAAACAGAGAAAUAUAAUCUCUCUAGACUAAUCUGUGAUUCGUUGGUUCUUCGUAUAUCCACUGUCUGUCAGAAAGCAUUUUUGAAACGACGAAACAGAUAUUCGAUUGCAUCAUCUGCAAAGUACGUUUCGUCGGUUACAUUUUUGUCGCACUCGUAUAAACGUCUAAGCUACCGGCGUAUCGAGGUGGUUAACGAAGCCUGUCGGUCAUAUGCACCUUUAACUUUCAACAAUUAGACGUCACAAGAACAAAUCGGCGCUAAUUACGUAAGGCAGCGACUGUGACGGUCAUCUACAAAUGCGUGGGUUCCCUGCCGCCGGACUUUGCACACGACUGUGUAAACAGACUGCGAUACUGGCUAAGCACCAAAUCGAUUGUCACAGGUGAACCAAUGGCAGUCUUCCAACGUCUGUGCCGUAGCGUUAUAAGUUCACCGCACGGAAUGUGAAGAGCACUCAUCAUGCAGUUCCUACUCGUCCUCCUUUCUGUCUGCGCCCUUUACCGGGGUAGCCUCGCGUGCGCUGCCAUGGAAACCACCACCGAGCCGCCUGAAAACCAAAUGCCGAUCUUGCCUCCUGAUGUAGAACCCAGUGCCGAACGCUGCUCCAAUUGCCGUCCAAUGCUUGGCGGGAAAAGGCCUAUGACGCCUGAGGACAUUGCCCAUCCGGACUUCCGGAGUAUUGUGCACAAAAGUCUCAUCGACCUGAGAGGCAAAUCUAAGGGCUGCAUGGAUUACGAGCUAGUGGACGUUACGGAAGCCAGCAAGCAGGUGGUGGCCGGCAUGAAAUAUGAGUGGAAAAUGACGGUGCGGCCAAAACGUCUUCAGGCGAGUGCUGAUUGCCCUGUGGACGACUGUGAAGGCGCCGUCUGCAACAGGCACCACCAGUACAAGUCCUCCGCUUGGGUUCGUCCCUGGUUGAAGAAUGAGGAAUCGCAUCAAUUUACGCACGCACGGAUCUCUGCCUGA
This is a messenger RNA of Spirometra erinaceieuropaei, 1072 nucleotides long. NCBI's taxonomy places the organism in Eukaryota, Metazoa, Platyhelminthes, Cestoda, Diphyllobothriidea, Diphyllobothriidae. The record is from the annotation of a GenBank genome assembly.